Peronospora belbahrii is the source of this 978-nucleotide messenger RNA. Lineage: Eukaryota; Oomycota; Peronosporomycetes; Peronosporales; Peronosporaceae. The record is from the annotation of a GenBank genome assembly.
AUGUUGGCGCUUACGUCAGCGUAUCUCGCAGCCCCCGCCGCUGGUGAAAAUGGCAAGGAGCUUCCGUGGGACGGCCGUGGACACGGUUUAACCGUCAAAACGAUCACGGACAAGUACUUGACGCACAUUCUGACCAUGCGCAACGGCGGGAAUUCGGGCAACGUGUCGGAUUACGUUUCUAUUGAUCAAAAGGGUCGCAUACCCGGUUAUAAUAAAGAUACGGGCGUUAUAAACAUUGCAGUGGAUGCAAAGGCUAUCUUUAAGGAACAAUACAAUUUCCGCCGUUCGGAGCUUGUGCAAAUCAUCGUUGGCAACACCAAGGGCACGACGUUUUUUCGUGCGAGCGUACAAAAGGUGGAAGCGUUUUAUAACAAAUUCACUUGGCAGAUGUUCUUCGACGAGGCCGCCAUGUUUAAUGUCCGUAUCGAUGCCUCAACCAGUCCUGCCAAGAUCAAUUACGUCAACGGCGGCACUUGGGACUCCAAGUGGAGUACCAAUUUCAUUACUGGUACGUGGUAUAAUUUUGGCAUUGCCGUUUCUGCUUCCGAGACGGGUAAAGGCUCAAGACUUGAUUUCUACGCAAGCACUGGCAACGAUGACCUUGUUCUGAAGACCACCCAUCACGUGUUGACAACGCUUCCGUCAUUGUACGAGUUACAUAUUGGUCUUCUCACUCUCACGGACGAUGGAAGCCAGCCGAUAAUGAACCCAAACAGGGAUAUCUUGAUGUUCAACGGUGUGUCUGCGGACAAGAGAGUUGUGCUGACUGCCAACGCCAAAGAGGAUGCUGCUGUCGGUUCACUGGAGAAAUUGACUUGUGCCAGAGACCGAAGUAAUAGUCACUGGCGUUGCCCAUGCAGUUUGCCUCCUUCUUUUUCCAUUCAGCAAGAUUUAGUGAAUAUUUGCCAAGGUAGUUUACGACACUACCAGAACUUGGUCACACACCGAGGGGAAAAGGACAUCGAUAGAAAUUGUUAA